Messenger RNA from Rhinolophus ferrumequinum (greater horseshoe bat), 5685 nucleotides. RefSeq names its product cAMP and cAMP-inhibited cGMP 3',5'-cyclic phosphodiesterase 10A. Gene Ontology annotation, molecular function: protein binding; 3',5'-cGMP-stimulated cyclic-nucleotide phosphodiesterase activity. Gene Ontology annotation, biological process: negative regulation of receptor guanylyl cyclase signaling pathway; signal transduction. The record is from RefSeq and is a predicted model, not a curated record. NCBI's taxonomy places the organism in Eukaryota, Metazoa, Chordata, Mammalia, Chiroptera, Rhinolophidae.
AGACCGUGUCAUUGGCUUGAUGAUGACCGCCUGCGAUCUCUGUUCUGUGACCAAACUCUGGCCAGUUACAAAACUGACAGCAAACGACAUAUAUGCCGAAUUCUGGGCUGAGGGUGAUGAAAUGAAGAAGCUGGGAAUCCAGCCUAUCCCCAUGAUGGACAGAGACAAGAAGGAUGAAGUCCCCCAAGGCCAGCUGGGCUUCUACAAUGCGGUGGCCAUCCCCUGCUACACCACCCUCACCCAGAUCUUCCCGCCCACGGAGCCUCUCCUCAGAGCCUGCAGGAACAACCUCAGCCAGUGGGAGAAGGUGAUUCGAGGCGAGGAGAGCGCAGUGUGGAUCUCUUCCCAAGCGGUGGCCCCAGGGACCUCCGAGAAGCUGCCUGUGAAGAUUGGUGACUGAUGGCCACCGGUGAGCUUCCCACCCCAACACACUCGUCUUCUUUCUUUGACUUUUCUUCCUUUUGUUUUUGUGGGGGAACCUACACCUGGUAACUGGGGUGCAAGCCUCUUCAGAAGGUACCAUCAAGUAAAUAUGUCAAGCAGAUGACUCCCUGCCAGUCUCAUCGGAAAUGCAUCCCCGACAGUGACAAGCAGGACCACCCCACGACCAGAAACCCGCUGUCCUCGUGACUCCAUCUGACUUGUGAACCGGCCUUUUCUAACAGGCUAAUGUUGCUGAGGCCUUAAUGGAAAUGGACAAAAUUAUUCAGAAGGGGGUACUUUUCCAUUGUAUCUUUCUAGUGAGGGUUUAAAAUGGUACUAUUAUGACAUUGUACUUUGGCUUGGACACCGAUGUUGCUUUGAUGUUGUUGGUUAUAAAUAGGAAUUCCUAUACAUCGCUAUUGCAAAUGUUCCUGCGUGACUACUUGUAAUUAGCGUGACUUGUAGCAGACAGCCCCGGGCGACUGUCCUCGAGGUUACACGUACGAAGUGUCUUUCUGCAAUCAGUGAUAGAAAAUAGUCAGUUUCCUGUUUCAGAGCUUCCCAAAUUAAAAGUUAGGGGGUCUCAAGUGUAUUCUCUCCGAACAUACUAAAGGGCUCAGACGAGUAAAGUUAACGCGAAAGGAAGGAAAUGGACUCUGCCCUCCUGAGAAGAGCUGCAGGCAUGCAUCAUGGUAAAUAAACCUCAGUCCAAGUGUCAAUUCAGAAGAUGUCAAAGGAUAUUUAAGUUUUUUUUCAUUGCAGUCUUGGCAAAUUAAUAAACGUUUUGCAUAAAGAACAAAAUAAAAGCAAGGCAUAUGAUUUUUUUAAAUGGGCAAGUCUUAAUGGAAUGUAAAAUGUGAACUUUUAAUAAUGAUUUCUUUAUAUUUUCACUUUGUGUCAUUGCAAAACUUCAGAUUCACAUUCAAAAUGAAAGGUUUAUUCUACAAAUUAUUUCAUUAAACUAACAUACAUAUCUCCUAAGAUCAAACAAAACCAUAAACUUGAAGUCUGUAAUUUUUACUCUGAUCUGCUGCAUUCAUGUCCCAUGUAUCCCCUUCCUACUCAUACCUCCUAAGCUUUCUGUCCGCGACCAGGAGCAGGAGAACGCAGUGCAAUUGCACCGUACCUUAUUUCUCUUCUCAGUACUUUGCCCCAGGUCCAGUAUCUACAUAGAAACCUGUGGUUUGGAGAGUUUCUUCUGUAUAAUUUUUCUAGACUGAUAUUACUCCACAAUGGUAAUGUUUUGAGAAAAUAUACAAAAGUGAUCGUCUGGACCCCUUCCUACAGGGAUUAUAAGCCAGUCACUGCUGGUGCAUACUAGUGCUGUAAAGAUGUUUAGCAUAAUGACAGGGUGACCUCCAAGCCUGUAAACCUGUGGUUAGUCCUGACCAGAAGGAAUUCGAUUGAGUCUCAAAAGGUGACAGGCUGGUCCAUAACAAGGAGCUUAUCCACCCUUCAUGUGGCAGGAAAUGGGAAUAACACUUUUAGUCAAAUCAAUUUUUAAAAUACUCAAUACCAUCCACAUUGUUGUUCAUAUGAGCAGGGUUUUUGUAAAAAUAGAUCAGUUGUUUCUACAUCAUGGUUCAUUUAUGUUGUAGCAAAGGGAGCUAUACAUAAACAUUGUUCUUAUUUUAAAGUUGACACUGUGUUCAGUUUCAUUAUGGGCUUCUGAAAGCUGUGUCUUCCCUCCAUGGCGCCCCAUUUUCUAUUGUAAUUAUACAAUAUGAGGUAAAAUGAAAUAACUAGAGAGAGAGAGAUGCCACUGCAGCCAGAUACACACACGUAUGUGUGUCAGAUACACACAUGUAUGUAUGUGUCAGAUACGCACACGUAUGUAGGCAAACGUACGUGUGACAUCUGUGUAAAACAAAAAUUAGCCUCAUCCUUCAAAAACAGUGGUUUUUCGUGUUGGAAAAUGAGUAUUGUUUGAUAAACAGCUGACUAGAAAGGGUCCUUUUUCACAUUAGUGUAUUCAUAAAAUUCAAUUCAAGAAGUUUCAUGUUUCUCUUGCAUCUAAAGUUAUGAAACGACCCCACCAAAUUCACCUUUAAUCACAAAAGUGAACUUAGCCGUCUAGUUACGUUGUAGACUGAAUUGCAAGGGCGGGUGAAUGUUAUUUCAGAUUGUUGUCUCACUGAAAGGAUUUUAAAAGAAUGCAUCAACUCUGCUGCUUGAUAUAGAAAAUGGUCCUGGGGGACCCUUGGGCUAUCUAGCGUUUUAAGGUUGCUGUUUGGAUAAGAUUAUUAGAGAAUAUUCAUUUAUUUCGAUAUAGUCAGGUCACAUUAUAUUAUGUGACCUCCACUUUAAACAGUUUCCCAAAGAAAUGUUGGUGGAUUUAUUGGUUGGUUGAUUUCUUGUGAAAUAGUGUCGUAACAGAAGGGAAGUUUGAGCAAAGGACUAUAUCCUAAUGUAAACUGUUAAUAUUGCUUUCAUCAUGUGUAAGGUUUACUUAGCAAUCAUAGAUCUACCUAGAAUAAAAGGGCCCAGAAUGAAGUGAUAUUUACUGAAUAUUCUGUUUUUUUGGGGAAAAAAUGAAGUUAGGAAUAUUUUUGUAUUUGGCAGAUAUAUUGAGCAGACAAACUUUUGACUUCUGUUCUAGUCUUUUUCCCAAAUCUUUUCUUAAAAGGCAGAAGGUUUUAUUACCAAAAGUUUGAUGAGUUUCUUAUUAAGGUGGUGUAUUUGGGGCCAAAGUUUCCUGUUCAGUAUAAAUUUGGUAACCAGCUAUAAGUGUAGGUAUACAGUGUUCGAUUUGCAGAAAUUUUCAUUGGUUGUGCUGAUUUUUAAUAGACAGUGUUUUAUUGUCAAAUACAAUUAUUCCAUUAUCUUCCAGAGAUAGUGAGUAUAUUUUUUCACGAGAAAUUUUCUUGGAAAUGCAUGCCAACAACAUGAAAUAUGGAACUUGGGCAGUGGAAUAAAAUUCUGAAAAAACGCUAGCAUCUUAUUAAUUAGUAGUUGACUUGUGGCUUAAUUAAUUAGAAAGACUGAAAAAGAAAUGCAGUGGAUGUGGAAAGUAAUUCUCACAAAUGGCCCUUUUGCUCGGGCGGGCAUGGGGCCACUUGCCAGCCUUAGUGAUUUCUAAGAAACGCAUGACAAACCGUUCUCCCCACUCAUUCCUGAGUCCUCUCCCAGUGGAAACAGCAUCUGUGCAGACGGUCAUAAUGCUACUCGAAGUGAAAGGUUCUCCUAACUACAAACACAACUAAUUUGAAACUAGAUUUGUUCAGUGUAGGUUUCCUCUUUUUAGCAUGCCUUUUAGAUUUUUUUUUAAAUGCUGUACAAUCAACCUUAGUGAAUUUUGUUUUAUUGUUAUGUUCAAGCACGCUAGAUAUGUUCGUACACGAUGCAUACAGAUACACAAAUCCUUAGCCUGGAUUUUUAACUAUAUUUUGUUUUGAGUGUUAUGUUUCUGGUCUUUUAACUCAAGAUUAAGGUUUGAGCUUUAAAUAGGACUAAAUCACUCACCAUGCCUUGGCCUGUGCCUUUAUUUUAAAUACUGUAAGUUUUUGUCUUCAUUCGUAUAUUAUUUUGCUUUUCUUGCUUAACUAUAAUUGGAGACAUUUACAGGGACACAGCCAUGGUUACCGUUAGCAAUUGGAGGGGCCAUUCGUCUCCUUAUCAGACGCCCGUCUCCUAUUUGAUUUCAUUAACUUACACCCUGUGACUUCAGCCAAGGAACUGCUCAGAUUCAGUCUUUCUUGCAACUUCCAAGAACUGUGACACUGGUUAUGAUGUGAUUUUGCUGGGUUCCAGGUACAUAUGCAUGAUUUAGAUUUUGAAAAUCAUUUCUGCCUUUAUAUAUUUUAAACAUGUGUUUGCUUUCUACACUCUGCUGAUUUAGGGUUUAAUUCUUUAAAGACGUUAAUUUAGUCAUAUUAGUGUACCCCUUUUAUUGCAAGUGUUAGUCUGAUUUUUAAAUCACUGGAAAAUGUAAAUUAGCCGAGGCUGCUACCAGUUAUUUCUCCGCUUGCCAGUGGCCCCUUGGCUGUUCUGUUUUUAUAUUUGCAUAAGUAUUUAUUCUGAUACAUACUUUGCUGGCUCCUUUAAAGACUUAUCCUAAGUUUAAAUUAGUGAUAUCCAUGCAGUAACACACUUUUUGUUUUCUGUCUUUUUUUAACUGCAUAUUUUGGUUGUCUGAAGCAUUAGGUACACAUAUUUGAUGAUAAAAUUAGGAAAAAAGAAAGAAAAUGUUUCAACUGUGUUCUGGUUCUAAAUUUAAAAGAUGGAAGAGAAAGACAUUUAUGUUUCCCCAGAAACAUGUUUAAAAUCCCAAGAAGCAUUACUGUCUUCACUCCAGUGCUAAGCUUUUUCCUCCUCGAUCCAACAGUGGGACACGGCGUGGUUUGCCAUGUCUCCUUACAGCGAGAAGGAGGGCAAUGCAGCUGGAAGCACGCAGACCCGAGUGUGGCUGUGCGGGGCCCAGGGCCGUGUGUCACCCCAGGAAGCAGACACACACAUACAGCCGAGUCCAGGUUGCCCAGAGAGAAGUCCGUUUACAUAUUGUCAGUUGUCAGCGAAUGUUUUUGAGGUACUGUGUAUUUGCAGAAGUCUAAAUGGGAAGUUUUUAUUUCUAUUGUAAAUUAAAUUUCAAUAGUGUAUUACCUAGUUCUCUAGCCCCCCUUAAAAUAUCAUGAUGUGAUGGGCAUUGCAGCAUUUGGUUUUUUCUUUCGUCACCCGAUACCCGGUCCUCUGCCAUAUCUCAAAUCGCCUGUGUAGAUGACAUAUGGGAGUAUUAUUUUCCAUAGGACCUCUUGUGUGGUGUGUAUUCUGUGUGUUUACUCAGUGUGCAAAUUGAAGGUACAAUAGACUUACCUGUAAGAGGCAUUGCUCCAAUGGCCCUAUCUAGUCAACAGAUCCAACCCAAUGAUCCACUUGAAAUAAUGCGCUUGCCCAAAACACAGUGAAAUAGUUACCAAAAUUUUUAGAAAUGCAGCAUCUUGAACCUUUCUGAAAAGAAAAGGGUGACUUUCUUUACAAGUCCAAAUGAUCAAGAGAUCCUGUGUCCCUAUCUAGCUGUGGCACAUAAGAAGUUGCAGGCGAUCGCCUCCCUGUUGACCAAAAGCCACGUGUACCACAGCGUACAUGCGUGUACCACAGCGUACACGCCGUCAACAACAGCGCGCGUAGUAAACUGGUUUGUGGAGUCAAUGGAUCUGUACCCAGAGUGCUGAUGGGCUCUCUUUUGGGAGGAGGAAGAAUUUUAAGUUAACAGCAUCCAACUUCGUUGUGGUCGAUGAGUGCAUAAAUUAAAAAAAAAAAAAAACA